Molecule: messenger RNA, 4716 nt
Organism: Aspergillus tanneri
Lineage: Eukaryota; Fungi; Ascomycota; Eurotiomycetes; Eurotiales; Aspergillaceae
Product: NACHT and WD domain protein
Exons: 3
Coding region: 1-4716 (1571 amino acids)
Molecular function (GO): protein binding; hydrolase activity, acting on ester bonds
Source: RefSeq, a predicted model, not a curated record
AUGUUGCGACAAAAUGAAUCUAUCAGAAACAUUAAGCCAAGCGACACGAAACAGUCUUCGGGCACUCAGCACAACAGUUUUGGAUCGAUUGACGAGAAUUUCUCAACAACCGCUGGUGACAUUAGACGCAAUUUAAAAGGCCAUCUGGGAUUGAAUCUACUUCAUUCACCCUUGCAAACGCUCGUCGAAUUUAUCUUUGUGCACGGCCUUGGUGGUGGUUCCAUGAAAACAUGGAGCAACUCAAGCUCUAUAUCAGACUACUGGCCGCAAGCAUGGCUUCCAGAAGAUCCAGCGUUCAAGAACACUCGUAUACACAGCUUUGGGUAUAAUUCAGACUGGAACAAGGGCGACGAUAAUUGCCUAAAUAUACAUCAUUUUGCUAAGUCACUGCUUGGAGAGCUCAGUACUUCUCCAUCGUUAAGCAGCGCCAGCACUCCAAUAGUUUUUAUUGGACAUAGCAUGGGAGGUUUGGUUGUCAAGAAGGCAUAUCUUUUGGCAAGGCAGGAUGCUUUUUACGAUACCCUUGUGAAACGAAUUCACACGAUGUACUUCUUCGCAACGCCUCAUAGAGGGUCCGACUCGGCCAAGCUAUUAGAACAUCUGCUUCAAAUCACCUACUCUUCUCGGGCUUAUGUCUCAGAUCUUAAACGUGGCUCUGAAGCUCUACAGUCCGUCAAUGACGAGUUCCGCAAAUAUUCGGACAUGAUAGAGUUCUGGUCGUUCUACGAGACUAAGAAGCUUAAAGUGGGAUUCUUUAGCACACUUAUUGUUGACCCGGAUUCUGCUACACUUGGAUAUCGCGAAGAGCACCAGAUUCCACUGAACGCUGAUCAUCGCUCAAUCUGCAAGUUUGGAACGCCGCAGGAUCCGAACUACAUAACAGUUCGGAACGCGCUUGCCUCCACUGUUACCAGGAUAUCCCAUUUAGUACUGAACUCGAAGGAAAGUAUAGCGCGUACUCAGAUUAAAGACCUUAAAGAAUAUCUUGGGGCUCCCGAGACUCUGGAUGACCUGAUUCUUGUCGAAGACGCUCGUAUGCCCGGUACCUGUGAAUGGUUGGAAACGAAGAAAAGCUAUGUGAGAUGGAGCAGCUUCGACUUUAAGGCUCCACAUAUAUUUUGGGUCGAUGGGAAGCCAGCAGCGGGAAAAUCCGUUCUCGCUGGGUAUAUCAUUGACAAAUUACGGAGGAAAGGAAACUGCAGCUUUUACUUCUUCAAGUAUGGGGACAAAUCUAAGUCUCGUCUAGACAACUGUUUACGAUCACUGGCUUUCCAGAUGGCAUGUAAAGACUCCCACGUACAACAGGCGAUCUUGGAAAUGCAAAAGAAUGACAUCAAACUUGACAGCACCGAUGAACGCAUUAUAUGGAGAAAGCUCUUCCUCUCUGGUAUUUUCCAGGCAAAAUUAGAGAAACAUUAUUGGGUCAUUGAUGCUCUAGAUGAGAGUGCGAAUAUAGCUUCUUUUUUCGAUACCGUGCUGGCCAAGCUUGAUUUGUCCAUACCACUACGAAUUUUAGUCACAAGCAGAGAGCGCGCUGAAAUAGGAAAGCAUCUUAGCGGCCUCGAUUCUCACGCAUUUCAAUCUGAAAAGAUCUCAACAUCUGAUACCCUUAAUGACAUUAAGCUUCUCGUCGAGGCGAGGGCAAGAUCAUUAAUGGUAAAAGAUGAUAAAGAUCGUGUUGUUCUGAUGGACAAAAUACUUGAAAAAUCCCAGGGCUCAUUUCUGUGGACUGUUUUAGUCCUUGAUGAGCUUUCAUAUUCCUAUACUAGGCUGGAAAUUAACCAAGUCCUAGAGGAGGUUCCUCCAGGUAUGGAGCUCUUAUACCAAAGAUCUCUGGACUCAAUGUCGCUAGCAUCACGGGGAAAGCAACUUAGCAGUGCUAUUCUCACGUGGUCCACAUGCGCAACUAGGCCGCUAAAAUCGAAUGAACUAGCAUAUGCCCUAAAGUUGGAUACGGGGGACAGCUUUCCUAAGCUGCAAGAUGCUAUUGGGGCUGUCUGUGGCCAGCUUGUAACGGUUGACAAGUUUGACAACGUACGGUUGGUACAUGAGACAGUCCGAGAAUUCCUCCUAAGAGACGACUUGGCAUCUGAGUUUGCCAUCAACACAGGAGUGGCUCACACACGGAUUGCACGGGUGUGUCUCCUGUACCUUACUGGGGAAGAGAUGAAGCCCCCUCGGUCCAGACGUAGCGCAAGCGUGUUUACUGGGGAGCAAAGGGCAGAAUUUUCUACAUAUGCAUAUGCGACAUUCUCCUAUCACUUGUCGAAAGCUGACCCGCUCGCACAUGAUGUUUUUCUACUCCUCGACAAGUUCUUAAAAUCAAACAUCCUGUCUUGGAUUGAGGUCAUUGCACGGUCCAAAGAUCUCACGCCCCUGAUUCGCACAGCAAAGCAUCUCAAAGUAUAUCUCAAUUCUUGCAAGGUGCAGAGAUCUCCACUUAGUGGGGCAAUGCAAACUAUUAAAGGCUGGACAACGGAUCUAGUGCGCAUCGCAGCGAAAUUUGCUGACGCGCUCAUAAUCUCACCCUCUUCGAUAUAUUCGCUUAUACUGCCUUUUUGCCCCAAGAAAUCCACUGUAUAUAAAACUACACAUCCAGGACGAAAACUAUCAGUGGUGGGGCUUUCAAGUACUGAAUGGGAUGAUCGGCUAACAUCCAUUGAGUUCCGUCAGAGCCAAACAACCGCCAUCUGCUACGGUGAUGAAUUUUUCGCAGUUGGUCUUAGUUCUGGGAGGAUCGCAGUAUACAAUGCCACAACUUACCAAGAAUACAGGUCACUGAAUCAUGGCGAGGCCGUAAGGAUAUUGCAAGUUGGAGGCAAACCGGAAUUGAUUGCAGCAUGUGGACUGGAAAGCAUCCACCUCUGGGAAAUUCGCCACGGCCACUUGAUUCACAGAUUUCAAUCUCCACAUCGGUCUGUAGGCCUCGCAUUCGAUAGGGAUUUGCUCAUAGUUGCCUGUUCGAAGAACUAUUUGACGUCUUGGGAUCUGAGCAAUGACGGGGUCCGACUCCCAGACAGGCCGUGGAAUGAUUCGGAAGAUACUAAUAUAAAGACGCGUCGUGUACCGUCAGCCAUAUCAAUAUCUGUUGGUCACCAAAUGUUAGCCGCCGUCUACAGCGGUAGACCAAUAACGCUUUGGGAUCUGCGGGAGGAUACAUAUUAUGGUAGCUGUGGAAAGAAAUUACCUGAUGGCGAAACGAGCACACAUUUGGUUACCGCCCUCAUUUUCAACCCUAAUCCAGCUAUCAACCGACUUGUUGCUUCUUAUCUGGAUGGGGAUCUUGUACUUCUCGACCCUUUUACAGACGAGGUCAUAGUCAGCCUCCGUGCGGAUUGCCAUACUUUAGCAACCAGUGCAGACGGAUGUCUACUUGCCGGCUCGGCUGGGUCUGGAAUUAUCCAGAUCUACGAAUUCGACACGUUGGCGAUGCUUUACCGUGUCCAGUCUUCCAGCUAUUACAUUAAACAGCUGGCUUUCAGUAAAGAUAGCCUCCAUUUCGCGGAUAUUAGGGGCUCAAAGUGCAAUAUUUGGGAGCCUACGGCUUUGCUGCGAAAUUCAAUAAGUGAUGAUAGUAGCGAAAACACAUCAACGACUGUCGUCGAAACUGUGGCGAUAGAUUCAAAGGCUAGAAUUAGUGUCAUGGUCGCGGACCCUAGCGAAGGAAUUGUUUUCUGCAGCAAGGAUGAUGGUUCUGUUUGCAUUUAUGACUUAAAUUCAGGUGUAAACCUACGGACAAUCUACAGCCACAAGUCUUCCGUUAGCACACUUGCUUGGUGGCCGCAGAGGAAGGUCAUCAUGAGUGCCGACGUCUCAAACAGAAUCUUUGCGUGGAGUCUGGAGUCACCGCGCGAACGAUUACUGGGUGACAAGGAGUUAUUUCAGUCUCGUCUUGGCUGUGGACAGGCAAUUACUCAAGUUUUACCGAGCGACACUGUUGGGAAAUUUAUACUCUCAACACGGGAGACUGACCACCUCUGGAAUAUUAGUGGUCAUGAGGAGGGCGUACGGGCAUUCAGGGAGCGACCGGGCAUAAGGAAAUGGAUCCAGCACCAGCAAUCUCCGCAUCACAUAAUAAGCUUCGAGGGAACAACGGCUCGCAUCUAUACGUGGAGUGACUGGUCAGAAGUUGCGACAGUGGAGCUCAACAUUGAUUUGACAGGACUGCAAAUAAAGAACAUUAUCCCGUAUGCAUCACGAAAUAGAAAGCGUGUCCUCAUUGAACUGUCAGAGUUGGAUGGGUCCGCCAACACAUGCGACCUUUACCUGCUCGGUGGUCUGCCAUAUUCCACCAAAUUUAUAAGACCAUAUGAAGCCAAUCUUGAAAAAUCUAAGAUUGGACUUGAGGCUGGCAAAACCUCAGAUGACGGGGAAAGAACCCAAGACGGCGACGUGCUAACACCUCUUAUAAGCAAGAGACUCUCGAGUCUCAAACACCAUGUUGCCCAUAUCAUUGGGCUUGAUGUAUCCAGUAGGAUUGUCUUCCUUGAUAAUUACUCUUGGGUUUGUUCCGUUGAUCUUGAGGAACCUGAAAACAAUCCCGUAUUGUACAUGAGACAUUUCUUUGUUCCUUACGAUUGGUUUUCUGGUGCAAGAAAUGUAGUUGCUUUGGUUACUCGACGAGAUGUCCUAAUCGCACGAAAUUCUGACGUCGCGAUUGUCCGAGCAGGCCUCGAAUAUGGACAGGCCUCGAAUAUGGACAGCGUUCAAAUAUGA